AUGGAAGAAAACAACAUUAACAUCACAGUGAAGUUCAUUACAGAAUCGAUACCAAUAACUACAUCGCAUGACUCAACAGUUCAACAGUUGAAGACCAUUCUUCUACCUCUCACUAGUGUCCUCCCUGUUGACCAGAAACUCAUCUUUAAAGGCCGAAUUUUGGAGAACGAGAAGUCUUUGAGAGAAUCUGAGAUCAACAAUGGAGCCAAGAUCAUGCUUGUGGGCACUCAGGUGUCUGCAACAGAAGCAAUCGAAAAGCUUUUCGCGGACGAAACAGCGAGCAGGAUGGAAGAAAGCAACAUUAACAUCACAGUGAAGUUCACUACACAAUCGAUACCAAUAACUAUAUCGCAUGACUCAACAGUUCAACGCUUGAAAACCACUCUUCUACCUCUCAUUAGUAUCUCCCCUCAUGGCCAGAAACUCAUCUUUAAAGGCCGACUUUUGGAGGACGACGAGUCUUUGAGACAAUCUGGGAUCAACAAUGGAGCCACGAUCAUGCUUGUGGGCACUAAGGGUUUUUACCCCGGGGAUGGUCCAAUGACAGGAGGGGCUUCAAGCCGAAUUGCUUCAACGAAGAAGGAAAUCGAAGCUGAAAAGAGCCGUACCGAACGGUGGAAGGCUACCAAUAUUGUAGCAUUGGCCGAAUGCAACUUGAAGGACAUUCCUGAUGAAGUUUGGCCUUGUGCACCUUUUAUAAGAGUCCUUGAUAUCAGCCACAAUCCCAUUCAACAUGUACCUGACCGGAUUGAUUGUCUUACUAGAUUGAGGAAAUUGUAUCUUAAUGGAAAUGGUUUGCCGGAUGAAUCCAUUAGCUGGCAAGGAAUCACAAGUCUAAAGCGUCUACAAGUUCUAUCUUUAAGCUGGAACUGUUUGAACACUCUGCCUUCCACACUGGGUCUUUUGACUUCUCUGCAGCAGCUAAAUGUUGCAAACAACCUCUUAACUGCCCUCCCAAUUGAAAUAGGAAAUCUGACUGAGCUUGAAAUUUUGAAAGUCAACAAUAAUAGGAUUAGUUCCAUUCCUUCAAGUAUAGGCAAUUGUACUUCUCUUGUCGAGGUAGAUCUUUCAUCAAAUCAUCUGUCUGAGUUGCCAGAUGAAUUUUGCAGUUUGCAUAACUUGAAGGCUUUGUAUAUCAGUAACAAUGCUAUGAAAAGCCUCCCAAAUUCGUUUUUCAUGAUGUGCACCCAGCUCUCAAUUUUGGAUCAUCAUCAUACAGAAAUCACUAUGGACACCCUCUGGCAGAGUGACGGAUGGGAAGAUUUUGAGGAGCGCCGUCGUGCAAAGCGUCGGAAGCGAAAUGAUUUCGGAGUUAUUAAUUCUGCUGAAUCUGAUGAAGAUGCUGAUAAAAAUUAAGUGAUCUGUUUUCGGUUAGAGAUGGCAGUUGUACAAGUUACUGAUGAAAAAUCUGGCUUUUACAUUUAGAAUAGUAAAACAUAACAUUUGAUUCAGCCUUAAUGGUACAUGAAUAGUUAUAA
Pistacia vera is the source of this 1478-nucleotide messenger RNA. RefSeq names its product LRR repeats and ubiquitin-like domain-containing protein At2g30105. The coding region runs from base 1 to 1356 and encodes 451 amino acids. Gene Ontology annotation, molecular function: protein binding. The transcript has 12 exons. Lineage: Eukaryota; Viridiplantae; Streptophyta; Magnoliopsida; Sapindales; Anacardiaceae. The record is from RefSeq and is a predicted model, not a curated record.